Molecule: messenger RNA, 797 nt
Organism: Helianthus annuus (common sunflower)
Lineage: Eukaryota; Viridiplantae; Streptophyta; Magnoliopsida; Asterales; Asteraceae
Exons: 7
Coding region: 338-793 (151 amino acids)
Source: RefSeq, a predicted model, not a curated record
GAGCAUUCACAUCCAAUCCACCAUUUCAACCCCUACCUCUAAAAUUUAAAAAAAUCUUCUAAAAAAUCACUCCAUCCUAUCCCCUAUUUCCUCUCUCUAACCCUAAAUUCUAAAAAGACUAUACAGUAACUUUUCAUAUAUGAAAAGAUACUGUACACCCCUCAUCUUCAACCAUAUCAUAAUCACCCACCUAUCUCAUCUACUCCCGCCCAUAUUCUCCCGCCCAUCACAUCUUCUCCCACCCUCGUUCUUUUCCUUUCCCCUCGCAUCAAGUGGCAGUGGCAGAACCUCACCAUAACAAGGAACCUCAUCUUGUUGCAGCCCUCCACCUUUGAGCAUGGAUUCACAAGACCAAGUAUGUAUUACACCAACCUUCUUCAUGGAAACUCUAUUGUUACUAACAGAGACUGUGAGGCAAUCACAAGACGGUUGGGGUAGCUUAGGAGACUGGCAAGAAGUUGGAGCCUGGGUAUUGAGACAAAAAAACUCAAAGCCGGUUGCUGUUGUGCAUUUUUUUGGUCGCAUCUUUGUUGGGGCAGCCCCUCAGCUCACCUACCGCUUAUUUUUGGAGCGACUUUCAGAGAAGGGUGUAUUGGUGAUAGCAACACCUUAUGCUAGUGGCUUUGAUCACUUCCCUAUUGCAGACAAAGUUCAGUUCAAAUACGACAGGUGUCUUAGAUCUUUAGAUGAAAUAGUGCAAGAUCUUCCAUCUUUUGGCAUUGGACAUUCUCUUGGAUCUGUCAUCCAUCUUUUGAUUGGUUCCAGGUUUGCUCUCAUUGGCAUCAUGUGUUAAUUCA